Messenger RNA from Centruroides sculpturatus (bark scorpion), 1241 nucleotides. RefSeq names its product A disintegrin and metalloproteinase with thrombospondin motifs 6-like. The record is from RefSeq and is a predicted model, not a curated record. Gene Ontology annotation, molecular function: metalloendopeptidase activity. Gene Ontology annotation, biological process: extracellular matrix organization. The transcript is spliced from 8 exons. Bases 1 to 1074 code for a protein of 357 amino acids. Gene Ontology annotation, cellular component: extracellular matrix. NCBI's taxonomy places the organism in Eukaryota, Metazoa, Arthropoda, Arachnida, Scorpiones, Buthidae.
AUGAAAGUAGCAUUGAAAACAUCUGAUGGGAAUUUUCCCAUCAAUGGAAAGUGGACCAUAAGUUGGCCAGCUGUUUAUAAUGUAGCAGGCACAAGAUUCCAUUAUCAACGCGUUGAUAGUCAUCUAGAAUCACUUCAAGCCAUUGGACCAAUAUCCGAAGAAGUAACGAUAAUGUUAUUACUUCAAGAACCAAAUAAAGGGAUUAGAUACGAAUUCAACGAACCCGUAGACUCAAUAAAAUCAGUUCCAAAUUAUACAUUUAAAUGGGUAUAUUUACCCUGGUCAGACUGCUCAAAAUCUUGCGGAAAAGGUAUCACGAGAUCUGAAAUUGUUUGCGUUAGGAAAGACGAUCAAAGUCGUGUCAGUGAUAUUUAUUGUGUUAGACUACGUAAACCAGCUGUAAAAACAAGACUGUGUAAUUUAAAACCGUGUCCACCUAGAUGGAGUGUUGGAACUUGGGGAAAAUGUUCGCGAAGUUGUGGAGGAGGAUAUAAAACUAGAGCUGUAGUUUGUGUUCAGAAAGUUGAUCAUCUAGAAGAGAAAUACGUCGAUGAAGUGUUGUGUCUAAAUAAAAGACCUAUAGAUAGAACAAGAUGCAACGAAAAGCCUUGUCCAACUCGAUGGCACACUGGAAAAUGGUCUAAGUGCGUAGGGAAAUGUGGAACAGGAUAUAGAAACAGAACGGUGAGUUGCGUGAUUACAGAUGGUAUGAGAAAAGUUCCUUCAUCAUUAUGUAUAGCAAAGUACAAACCACCAGAAAUAGAACAUUGUAACAAUGAAAUGUGUCCAAAGGCUCAUUGGGUAACCGGAAGAUGGACAAAUUGUAAUACAAAUUGUGGAAAAGGCCAACAAAGAAGAGAAGUUCAAUGCAAAUCGUGGAAAGGAGAGAAUAGUAAUUUAUGUUUGACACAGCUUACACCAGUUUCUAUUCGUGAAUGCUAUGUAUCUUGUACAAAGUUCAACGAAGUAUGUACAGAUGUCAACAAAGCUGGAUAUUGCAGUUUGGUUUUAAAAUUCAAAUUUUGCUCAAGAGCUUACUUCAGAAAAAUGUGCUGUAAAACUUGCACAAAAUAAGUCCAAUUAGUGUUUUCGUCAUUAAAUAUUUAUUCUUUGAAGUGAAGGAAGAUGACGUUUGAGAGAUUACGGAUAGGACUAUGUGUUUAAGCCUAGAGACACUGAGUACGAACUGCUUUGCACUGCCAACUGUACAUUAUAAGAGAAUAAAAUCUUUUAAAUUAAAA